Messenger RNA from Tuber aestivum (summer truffle), 3765 nucleotides. The record is from the annotation of a GenBank genome assembly. Lineage: Eukaryota; Fungi; Ascomycota; Pezizomycetes; Pezizales; Tuberaceae.
ACCCUAGACUUCACCUCCGCCCUCACAGGACACUACCCUUUCUUCACACUCCACCUCUAGUUGCUCUUCUCACCUCCCGCGCUUUCCCUAUCCUCCCCCCACUUUUCAUUCAUCCUUUGCACACUUAAGGCCUUUAUCAGUCGCCAACUACUGUGCCUUGCACUCUUUGUUCAUAGUGCCAUCUCUUUCCUUUUUGUCCUGGUAGAACCCUUUUGACCCGGACAAUAUCGUGUGUCUGGCGGGUACUAAUCGAGGAACAGGCUCAGCUAAUACGCGGAGCCGCCUUCACAGCUUGAUUCUGUUUGGCCCGCUCGCCAACAUUUAUCUGUACGUUCCUUCUAGGCUACUCCUGCUCUUUUUGCCCCAUCUUAGUCUCCCCUGUCGCACGGUUACCUGCUGUCUAACUAACAACCACUUCCUGCUAUCAAAUAGACAUUCUAUUCGACCGUCUACUAGCCGUAACGCGACAUUUUUCUCACCUGAAGACCUUCAAGAGUGAUCCGGAGAAAAUUACCGCCGGUUUCUAUUUGUUUCAGAAGGAUUCCUGCAGGCUUGUUGUUUGGCCCAGGCACGGGACAAAGAAGGACCAGUGAACCGGGGCCACUGCAAGGCAGGGUCGUGACUCAAACCUGCGACUGACUUUAUCCUGAGGACGGGAAGGCCGAGAAUUCUAAAUUCCAUUUCGCUCCCCAGCUGGCCCGGUUCGUUGGCUGUUCACUUGGUAGGUUCCCGCUCGCCUCUAUUCUAUGCUGUGCUUUAAGUUUGAAUGCAAGUUUGACUGACCAUGCGCACGAGAAACCCAGAGGCUCUCCGUGACGUAUAAGUAAGAGGGUGAUUGCACCCCUCUGAGUCCGGAUUUUUUUUUCUUCUUUCCUUUUUUCUUUUUAAGGGGCCAAGCUGAUUUUAGCUUUUUUGUGGUUUACAGCUUGGUUUUCAAUAACCAAGGAUUACUUUUUCCAGGCAUCUCCAGAGCAACUCAAUUUGUUUGUUCCUACCCCUCCACAACCCCCCAAAGCACAUAAGAUCGGGAUAGGGGAAUGUCACUCCCGGGAGUUUACCUCGACGAAAUCAACGCACUUAACCGCGAGAUACUAAAAUCAAAACCCACGGACGUUCUCCAGUUCUGUGCUAACUUCUUCAAUCGCCGCCUCGAAGCUCAGCGAGUCGAAUUUCUGCUAUCCGCUUCGAAUAACUCUGGGUUUUCCUCUUCAAACACUUUCGGAGCAAUGCCAAGUUCUUCGGCAUAUGGUGGCGGCGAGAGCCACUUUCCCGGUUCUGGGAUGAAUCUCGGCGGUUCUCCUUUAGAUGGGAGUCGCGAGAGCCCUUUUUCUGGAACAAUAAGAGAAGAAGAUGAAGACGUUGGACAGAGCCCGACUACCCCUAGCUUUAGACCGGCUGCUCUUGGAGGUCCUGGUCUUUUGAAUCCCAAUCUGGUUGCCCCACCUCCAUCACCGGGCCAAUCAUUGUUCUCUCCCCGAUCCAGAUUUGCCUUUGGUAACGAUCUGCCUCCACACUCGGGCUCGUCGCAUCUUUCCCCGUCGAUACAUCUUUCCCCGAAUUCUGCAUCACCCGAUUUCCCAUCCAAUUACAACAUGAGUCGACGAACCUCUGUUUCCGCCGAGUCACUGGUCCCAUCAUCCUCAAACGAGGAAUGGAACCCCCCUGUAUACCCAAAGACCUCUGAACAGCUCGGCCGCUUGAAAACAGCUGUGUCUGGAAACUUUUUGUUCAUGCACCUAGAUGACGACCAGAGUGGUCAAGUUCUUUCCGCGCUCAUGGAGAAACCAAUCCCCGGGAAAGGUACCCGGGUUAUCACGCAAGGAGAUGUCGGUGACUUUUUUUAUGUGGUUGAGAAAGGCUCCUUUGAUGUUUACGUCAAUAGUGCCGGCAGUAUGCUUCCCGGGCUUGACGGUAUGGGCAAAAAGGUGAACUCAAUUGGCCCAGGAGGGUCUUUCGGUGAACUGGCAUUGAUGUACAACGCUCCACGUGCCGCUACCAUCAUAUCCACAACAUCACACAAUAUCCUGUGGGCAUUGGACCGUGUGACAUUCCGCCGGAUUUUGAUGGAAAACACAUUUAAGAGACGCAGAAUGUACGAGGCAUUCCUUGAGGAAGUGUCAAUUCUCUCCUCCCUCGUCCCAUACGAGCGCGCCAAGAUUGCAGAUGCAUUGGAACCAUUCACUUUCCAUCCUGGAGAGGUCAUUAUUCAACAAGGCGAUCCAGGUGACAACUUCUACAUCAUCGAGUCCGGUGAAGCGGAGGUGGUCAAGCAGGGUAUCCAUGAGCCGAUCAAGAGGUUAACAAAAGGCGAUUAUUUUGGGGAGCUCGCGCUAUUGAAUGACGCACCCCGUGCUGCAAGCGUUAGAGCAGUAACCAGAGUGAAAUUGGCGACCCUAGGCAAGGAUGGAUUCCAGAGGCUCUUGGGGCCUGUGGCAGAGAUCAUGCGAAGGAACGACCCCAGGUUAGCGGAGGGUGUUGACCCACUCUCUGAUGUUGGAAACCCUGGACCUUCGGGCGGAUUUGAUGGAGGAAAGGGUGUUGUGGAGGAGGCGGCUGGCAGGGGGAGAGCCGUGGAAGUUUAAAGGCAUGUGGAAUUUGUUCUUAAAAAUUUCUUUCACUUCGGAUGGUGGGUAUCUUGCCCUGGCCGCUAUUCCAGAGCGACUAGAGGCUAUUGGUGUUUCCUCCUUUUAUUCCCGUCUCAUUGUAACUAUUCUUUUCUUUUCUUUUAUGUUUCUCUCCUUUGAGAUUGAUGCCCACGCAUUAAUGAAACGAAUGGGGGAAGAGCGGGGAUACAGAGAAUUAUGACGAAGCUGGCAAAGUGGAGCUUUCCUUUUUACCCCUUGUUCCUUUUUUAUCCUGCUUUUUUCUGCUCCCCAUUUGGACAACUCGUGGCGAUAGAGGUGGGGGAGUGUCCGAAGUGGUACGAACGAGGGAGGCGCAAGUUGUCUGUUAAGCAUUUAUCCAGGGCAUAGUGGGGCUGCUUGUUACGCUUGGUUGGAUGAUUAUUGAAAGUCAUUUCUCCCCCUGGCAACGCAAAGCGGUUGAACCUUUUGCACAGAGAAAACGGGUGAUAAGUGACGUUGGCACUGUAUUCCUAAUGUGAUACUGGUAUCAUUGCCUGGUCGAUGAACCGGAUAAAACGCGACUAGUCCGCCAUGCUUGAAAAACCCGCCACCGUGAAAACCCAAGGUAUAGGAUAAGAUCUAAUGGUAAUAAUAGUAAUAUACAGAGUAAGAGUGGAAAAGCCGACCCAGGUUUGUAGCAAAACUUAAACCCAACAACCCCGCUCUUAUUUUUUAAAAAAAAAAGAAAAAAAAAAGAAGGGAGCAAUCAGCUAUCCGUAACCUCAGCCUUCUCCCUCCUCCUCUUGAGUAUCUCCUGUCGGACCGCCUCAGCUCCAGCCUCGACUUCCAACACCUUCCCAAUCCCCCCCUUCCACCUCUCCUCCAGCGCGGCCAGCUCGGGUUGCGCGUCCACCUGCACGCCUUUACGCUCCUUGUUGACAACCUCGCACUCGGUCUUCAGCUCCAUCAACUUCUCCUCCAGCCCCUUUAGCAGCGCCUCCAGCUGCGAAUUGUGCACGAGCCACGAAUUCUUCCCGAACUCGUUCAGUAGCGUUAGGUUCGCCAGACGCGCCUCAACGUGUGCAGCGGAGGCAUACGCGGCCACGAGAGCGGAGCGCGAGGCCUCCGCCGCCAGCUCGUACCGGCUCACAUCAAUCCCGCCAACCCACGGCUUGCCGGCCGCGAUCCUGUCGAGUUCGGC